Molecule: messenger RNA, 1060 nt
Organism: Brassica oleracea var. oleracea
Lineage: Eukaryota; Viridiplantae; Streptophyta; Magnoliopsida; Brassicales; Brassicaceae
Product: histidine-rich glycoprotein
Exons: 2
Coding region: 52-882 (276 amino acids)
Source: RefSeq, a predicted model, not a curated record
UUUAAUCACUCAGCCAUAUAAAAUAAACUAAGACAAGUAUAUAUAAGAAAAAUGCUUGACACACUUAUCGGUGGGCACGGGCACGGGUUCGGCCACAAGGAUCACAUAAGCAGUGGUUACGGCUUCGAGGGGCACAAUGAGUUUGUGUCUCAUGAGGACUCAGAAAGGAGCCACUUCGAUCGUCAAUCCCGCUACGACCACCAAAUGAGGCUACCGGCUAACCACGGCCGUCCACCCAUGGCUCGCAUGCCUCCCUGUGAUGAAGAAGACUCAGACGAUGAUGAGUUCAUUAAGAGAAGCCGUAGCCACCACACUACUGUGUUGCCGCAUCACCAACAGAAACCCCAUAUGAACUUCAUGCCCCCACCUCCGUUGUCUCAGCCUCACCACAACGGAAAGAUGGGUAAUGGAUGGCAGGGAAGGCAUGAAGAUGGAUACCAUGGCGGGCACGGGAUGCAGCAGCACGGUGGUCACGGCAUGCAGCAGCAUGGUGGGCAUGGGAUGCCACAUCACGGUGGGCACGGGAUGCAGCAGCAUGGUGGGCACGGAAUGCAGCACCACGAUGGGCACGGUGGGCACGGGAUGCAGCACCACGAUGGGCACGGUGGGCACGGUAUUCAGCAGCACGGGACGCACGGGACGCACGGGAUGCAGCACCACGAUGUGCACGGUAUGCAUCAGCACGGGGCGCACGGGGCGCACGGGAUGAAGCACCAGGACAGGCUUAUGGGUCCUCAGAUUCCACCACAUCAUGUCUACAUGAACCCCAACCAUGGAAGUGGCAGUGGCCGUACAGUAAUGUUGAAGGCUUCGGAGAACUGGCGAAUGAGCAAGAGCACCGGCGGCCACCACAAGGUAGGGUGGGGGAGUAAGGGACUCUAAGUGCACCACAAUACUCUGCCGGUUCAAAUAAGAAAGUAAUGAUUAUAUAUCCUAAAUAAUAAUUUUAUAAGAUGUAUGUGUGUGAUGUUUCAGUAACGUACCAAAACCAAACGCUUGGACUCUUAAUAAAAAAUGUUUUCGUUUCAUGAACUUAUGAUUGUUAGGGGGUGUUGUUGUU